Mya arenaria is the source of this 4053-nucleotide messenger RNA. RefSeq names its product proteoglycan 4-like. The record is from RefSeq and is a predicted model, not a curated record. The transcript has 24 exons. NCBI's taxonomy places the organism in Eukaryota, Metazoa, Mollusca, Bivalvia, Myida, Myidae. The coding region runs from base 238 to 3792 and encodes 1184 amino acids.
UAACUUUAAUAAAACGGAAUACUCUUUCGUUGCUUUCCGUAAAAAAACGUUCUGAGCCCGAAGUUGAAAACGAGGCAGAAGGGAAACGGAUUCAGUUUGGCAAAUAGGACCUUUCGCCUUUUCGUCUGUAAAUAAGAUAAUAAAUACAUAAAUGUAGUUAAUACGGACAAAACAAUUUUAUAUCGUAUUUAGACAUUUUACAGGAUCUACAGUAGUGUAGUUUGAAUUCGGUGGAACAUGACGGAAAGAACGUUACUUUUGUUCAGCGGUCUCCUGCUGCUACACUAUGUGGCAGCGCAGGGCCCAAAGACAGCAUGGCAGGCCGGAGGUGUUGGCAUGGGAGUCGCCGUGAGGCCGACUACCUCGCCGCCAGACCCUACGGAUCAUCAGAUCAACAUUGCAUUGAUGAACAUCAACAAUGCAAAGACUGAGGUGCAGGCCGCCAAAGCAGCUGCCGCCAUUUUCAGCCCGACCCUCGAUAUGUCCGAUAACGUAAAGCAAGCGGUGGAGACCAAGGUCCGCCAGCUGCGCACACCACCAGGAUGGGUGCACCCGAUCCCCCCGCCACUUCCUUUUGGGUUUGACGUGAUGAACCUGAUCAUGGGUGCGUACUACGGGACUGCGACGGAACCUCCAGCGGGCGCGGCAAUCCCCGCAAUGCCAAUGAUGGGCGCCAACAUGGGUCCGCCAACAACCAUCGUACGAGGUCCGGCGGGUCCGCAUGCUAUGCCGGGGAUGCCAGGCUCAGGUUCCGGUAUGGGUGGCUGGGCGGAACCCACACAGUGGGAGGUAGACCUCGCAAUUCACAACAUUAACGCCGCCACCACCGAGGCCGCGGCGGCCGCGGCGGCAGCUGCCGUAUACAGGGUACACUUGGAUCCACCGGAUGCGGUUGUCGGUGUGUUCGAGGAGAAGGUUGCGCGUCUCCGAAGCCCAAACUGGACGCAACGACGCCCGCCACCCCUCCCUAGGAACUUCAACCCACUGCCGCUGAUCAUAGCCGCCUUCAACGAGUUACAGGCGAUUCAGAAGGCUGAAGCGGCUAAGAAGGCAGCAGCGGCCGCCGCUUCCGUGCCAAAACCAGGAACGAAACCCGGGCGGCCACCACCAAGGUCGCGGCCGCCUCCAAACCACCCGCAACCCAAGCGGACCCGUGAAUUAUCCGCGCAUCCCUCAAGACAGGAAGUGGAACGCCAGCUAAUGCUCGAGCGCCAACAGCAGCGGGAAGUAUACGGAUCUUCCGGCACUUCAUAUGUUAACAAGCCCGCACCUAAAAAUGAUUAUUUUUUUCAAUCCCGGUCCUCGGGUCUAGAUAUAAACAGAAACGCCCCCGCGUACCGCACAAAGACAAUGCGACCGGCACCUCAAGGCAGAGCUGACCCAUUCCUCAACACCCGCGUUUUCACCACUCCCAAACCUCAAAAUUCCAACAGAGAGCCGACGCAGCCUGUAAAGAAAGCUUCGCCACUGCCUGUAAAAAGAGCUCCACCAACGAAUUUCAACAAACCCCCAUCCCAGAAUGUGAAUGGAGCGCCAUCUCAGACAGUAAAAAGAGCUCCUACGCCAGAUGUUAACAGGGCACCAACCCCUAGACAGACCGACGCAUUUGUGAUGAAUAUUAAGAACGAGCCGGCCACACCACCACCGAAUCCAAAGACACCCUCACAGUCCCCAUCCAGUAACGGCGGAACUAGUCGAUACAGCGCGCAGGUCAUGUCCCCAGGAGCGAUCCAACCCCAGAGAAUUAAUGCCCCGAUAUCCAGAGCCAGCGACCCUCCCGCUAAACCAACAACAAAACGGCCAUCAAUUCCGACUCCAAAGUUCUCCAGAUCAACCAUACCUAAAGAAGUUCCCACAUCUGAUCCAUUUACCAAGCCUUCCUUCACAGCCCCACCCAAACAGCCCAGCCAUACCAGUCUAAAGAGCCGUUACCCAGGACUCAUUCUCAAAUCACAGGCGGAGCAGACAAAUCUGGACAUGGCUCUGUCUGAAGGAACAACUGUACAAGAGGGAAAACAGAAUGUUGUCUCUCCCGUGGAGGUCAAAAGGCUUAGCGACAUCCCGGUACCGACAUCGGCUAAGGAGGAGAAGAGCAAGUUCAAGGCGUUUGACCCAAAUUCUUUCCAGCCCUCUCAGCAGAUUUGGUCCAUGGGGGAAUUCGGGAACGGGGUGAACGAGCUGCUCAAAACGUCCAUCAUGGAGAGCGAGAGUAUACCUAUCCCCGCAAAACACACUCCCCUUCCCCCUUCUACCACAACCACAAAGCGGCCCGCCACUCCAACAACCCAAACGCCACUUCCGCCGCCGCCGCCCAGAAAACCCAAAGGUAGAAACAGAAAACGCAAAAAUAAGCAGAGAAGGAAAGCGGUAGCAAAAACAACACCGACGGAAGCCUCACCCCCACAACCGGAAGCGAAAAAGGCGGUUACUCAGCAGACCAGGAUGAAUCAGCUAGAGGACUUACUCAAGGGUAUAUCCGCAUCAGAUCUCCAGAAUCUUGUCGACAUCAUUAAGACGAAGGCUUCAGGUAGCAGGGCCGAACCUGCCGCCACUGCUACCAGUGAGCCGCCGAAACCGGCUCCACGCGACCCUGCCCCGGAACCGCCACGCAGACGGCCUUCUCCCGGCUUCAUCCCUCCACCCCCAGGUUCCGGAAACCAGGGCCCUCCUCGUGAGGCUCGCCGCGGUCCGAGUAAUCAGGUUCCUCCAGGGUCGGGCAGCUGGCAGCAGAGUCCCCCAGCCAUGGACAUGAGCGGACCCCCGCCAUCCAGGGAUAAUAUGCCGCCAUGGGCUCGCAACGGCCAAGGGUCCAUGCGGGGGCCCCAAUCACAGGAUAUGGGAGGCCCCUACAUGGGAAUGGGAGGCCCGCCAAGAGGAAUGGGAGGCUCGCCUAGAGGAAUGGGAGGCCCACCAAGAGGCAUGGGAGGUCAGGGAGGCCCGCCCGGAGGUAUGGAUAUGAACAACCCGCAGGUUGCAAGACUCAUUAGAGUUGCUCGCCAGAAAAUGUUGAGCGCCGGCACGGGAGGCCAGAGCCGGAACCCUAUCACAGGCGAGGCACCAGAGGCGCCGGAAGGAGGUGCCGCGGCAGGUGGGAUGAAUCCGAUGAUGAUGAUGGCGCUUAUGAACCAGGGCGGCGGCGGCGGCAGCGGUGCAGGAGCCAUGGGCGGUAUGGACCUUUCGGCGCUUCUAGGCGGAAGUGGUGGCUCCAACCCGAUGGCGAGUCUGAUGGGAGGAGGAAUGCCUGGUAUGGGCGGUAUGGGCGGUCUAGGAGCUCUCAUGGGAAACAUGGGCGGCAGUUCAGGUGAGGGUGGCGCUAUGGGCGGUAUGGGUGGUAUGGGGGCCAUGGCGGGGCUUAUGGGGCUAAUGGGUGGUCAGGGCAAUAGCGCAUCGGCGGGCGAGACGCCAUCCGGUGGAUCAGGAGCCAACCCAAUGGCGAUGUUGCAGGCUCUACAGGCGGCCAAUGGAGGAUCUAGCGGAGGAGGUAACCCCUUAGCCGCUCUCCAGGCCCUGCAGGGAGGAGGAUCCAUGACCGCGCCCUCGGAGGGCGGAUUAAAUAGUCAGAUGAUUGCAGCGUUAAUGGGCAACGGUUCUGGAGGAGGAAGUUCAGGUGGACUAGGUGCGCUGGGCGCAAUGCUAGGCAACAGAAGCGGAAGCGGGGGCGGGCUGCCCCCGGGUCUGGCGGCAGCCAUGAUGAACCCAGAUGGUCCAGACUUUUUGACUUCAGGGCCGUUCGGUUCGUUUGGCGGGCUCUCGGGGAUGAUGGGAGGGUUUCCCGGGAUGACGCAGGCCUAGUGUGACAUUACCUACCGCCUCGCAUCCUACUGACAUUGUGAAGGUCACACACGGAGUUUUCACAGAAGUGGCUCUGAGUGUUACAGUUUCAUGUUAUAGUGAAAUCGAACUGUGAUUGUGUGCAAAUUACUUAAGCCGACAUUUUAUUAACUCCAGUAAGCAGAAGCUAAGCACACCCGCCACUGAAGCGUGUAUAUAAAAUAAUUCUGUUUCUGUAAUUAUUAUCCGCUAUUCACAAUAAAGAUUUUAAACCGCUCAAAA